AUGUCGCAGUCCUCCUCCCAGACUCCAGACAGCUGGAUUGCCCAAUUCUGCGGCCUGGUUGGACACGAGUACUUUGCCGAAGUCAGCGAAGAGUUUAUCGAGGAUGACUUCAACCUCACGGGCCUGCAAUCGCAGGUCCCCAUGUACAAGGAGGCGCUAGAGAUGAUAUUAGACGUGGAGCCUAGCGAGCCCGAUUCGUCAAUGCUGUCGGGAGAUGAAAUAGAAGAGGAGGAACAAGAAGAGGAGGAAGACGAUGACGGCUUACUUGGAGAGGAACUCGACGAACCUGCGCAGAAUGGCGGAGCAAGACAAUCAGCUGGGACGUCUUCAAACCGACGGCACAACAGGACGAAUAGUGACACCUCGGUCAUCGAGUCAUCCGCUGAACUGCUGUACGGCUUAAUACACGCUCGCUACAUUACCUCUAGACCAGGUAUUCAGCAAAUGAUGGAGAAGUACGAAUUGUCACACUUUGGAUAUUGUCCAAGGGUAAAUUGUGGCGGCAUUAGAGUUGUGCCUAUUGGGUUGACAGAUACUCCUGGUCAGCAAACGGUCAAGCUAUUCUGUCCGAGCUGCUUGGACGCAUACACACCGCCUAACUCACGGUUUCAGGCUGUCGAUGGCGCAUUCUUUGGCACAACGUUUGGCUGUUUGUUCUUCAUGACGUUCCCAGAUCUGGAAUUUGCGCCUCCGAAGCGGAAGGCUACGAAAGAAAACAACGCAAACGCAGGAAACGAGGACGCGGAGAGUGUGGUGGGUCAGGGCGAGCGCGGCGGACCAGGCAUGACUGCAAGCCGAUCGAGUAGCCUCACGUUACCAAACCCUCCAGCCGUUGCAGGCUCAUCCACACAACAGAAUGACAAAGGCUCUCAAGGUACCGCCGUGGCGGCUAUACCGCCCCAGCCUGCGUCAAUCAACGGCGUAGCGACACAAAAUCUCGCUCCCGGCCUAGGGAAAGGCAAGAUCUACGAACCUAGAAUCUAUGGCUUCAAAGUCUCGGAACGAGCGAAGGGUGGUCCGCGCAUGAAGUGGCUCCGGUCACGCCCGCAAGACGUCAACACAUUAGAUGAAGCUCGUCUGUACCACGAAGUGUUCGGUGGCGAGGUAGAUGGAGAACUAGAACAGAAGACAUCCGAAGAAUCUACCCCAGCAAACGUUCCUCACGACAACGACGGCGAUGCAGUAAUGGCAGGACAACAGUCUCGACCGGUCGCGCGCAAAAGUUCGAAACGGAAGGGUCCGUCGGCGACGGCCACAAGGAGAACAGCGGAGGAUCCGGAGCCUCCAGAAGCAGGAUAG
Messenger RNA from Cyphellophora attinorum, 1299 nucleotides. Its product is annotated as Casein kinase II subunit beta-1. The transcript has a single exon. The record is from RefSeq and is a predicted model, not a curated record. Gene Ontology annotation, molecular function: protein kinase regulator activity. Gene Ontology annotation, cellular component: cytoplasm; protein kinase CK2 complex. NCBI's taxonomy places the organism in Eukaryota, Fungi, Ascomycota, Eurotiomycetes, Chaetothyriales, Cyphellophoraceae. The coding region runs from base 1 to 1299 and encodes 432 amino acids.